UACGUCACAUCCGUUCUAAAAAAAAAAGAAAAAAAAAAGAAAACCGCGUACGGUACAAACAAACUGGACGGUGCUGGCUGUCCGCAUCUCCUAACGGUUAAAACCGGGAUUCGGCCUUGCCGUCAGCCCGGCUCGGUUCGGUUCGGUUCGUGGAGGAGAGAGUGGAGCAUGGUGAAGUGUGUCGUCUCCGGCUGUACGAACCGCGUGCUGAACGCCAACCGGGGGGCGUGCAAGCGACCACCGAAGAGGUUCUUCAAGUUCCCCGAAGACCCGGCGCGUGUGAAGGUAUGGCUGGCGGCACUGAGGGAGCUGGACAGGCAGGACCCCACAGAGGAGCACCUAAUCUGCGAGGAUCAUUUCUUGCCAGAGGACAUCUGCAAGAAAGGAGUCAAGAGCGACGCUAUUCCCAUUAUGCCUCCAUGUCCGGACGGGUCCCUGGAUAUGAUUACUCACUGGGGAGCUGAAUCUGCGGAUGAAGAGGAGGAGGAAGCUCCCUGGGCCACAAGUCUGGAGGUGGAAGAAGAGGAAGAAGAUGCUGUUAAUGAUUUGGAUGGAAACGUUCUCUGUGGUGAAGUGAAGCAGGAACCAGAUGCUGACAUGGAGAGCAGCACAAGCCCAAACGAGACAUCCGAGACCUCUGAGAUGAAGAAAGGCACCAGCAGGCAAGAUGUGUCCCUAGUGCUGCUGACCCGAAGGUUUCUGGACCUGCUGCUCACUUCUCCAGAUGGCACACUGGACCUGAGGAACGUGACAACUGACCUGCACACCAGCAAGCGUCGCAUUUAUGACAUCACCAACGUCCUGAGUGGCAUCAAACUCAUCAAGAAGGAGUCAGCCAAUAAGAUCAAGUGGAUAGGAGGCAGUCUAAACUCCAGCUUUCCAUGGGAGAACCAGAGCUUAUUCAAUGGACAAAUGGCUAAUCUGAAUCUGGUUGAGGACACCCUGGACACACUUAUCAAAACUUGUGCUCAGCAGCUCUUUGAAAUGACAGAUGACCUGGAAAACGCUGCGAUGGCCUACGUUACUCAUGAGGACAUCAGACAGCUUGAAGCCUUUCACCAGCAGACGGUGAUUGUUGUUAAGGCUCCGGAGGAAACCAAGCUGGAGGUUCCUGCACCCACAGAGACCAGCAUCCAGGUCCAUUUGAAGGCAGGGAAGGGUCCUAUCAAGGUGCUGAUGUCUGACAUGAUUUCAAGACAUGUCUACAGAGAAAAAAACAGCUGCUUUGUUUCAUUGGAGGAGAGUCGCAUAAAGACGUCCACGCUGCACACAGAGUCUGCAAGUUCUCAGGGCACGUAGCCUCCAGCAGACCAGCAGGAGAUCUGCCUUCAGGCUUCAGACACAAGUCUGAAGAUACUAAAUGGAGCGUGUGCAGGUACCAGAGGAGAUGGAUGAGGCUCAGCACAUUCGUUCUUCAUGCGAACGUCAUUGACUAAAACUUUGGCCAAAUCUGACCUUGAUCAUGGAGUGCAGAGAAAACUGUUGAAGUUGAGUACUAAUCUGCAAAAGUUCUUUUUGAAACUCCACAUGGUGCCGGUUCUGUUUGCGCUGUGAUUUCUGAGGACUUUGGAGAAGAAAAUGUGUAAACGAUGAAGGUGAAGCUGACGGACUGAGGAGAGAAGUGCUGCGUCUCUCCUGCAGAGAGCAGCAGUGUGUCAAACAUUACCAUCAUGCACUGACCUAAAUAUACUCCAGAAUACGUUACUUAGCGUUUAGCUUUUGGUUUGUAUGUAAAUAUGAUUCAUGUAUUACAGAUGUUGAAGAUGCUGUUAUUAAUAAAUGAACACUUAUGAUA
Molecule: messenger RNA, 1795 nt
Organism: Betta splendens (Siamese fighting fish)
Lineage: Eukaryota; Metazoa; Chordata; Actinopteri; Anabantiformes; Osphronemidae
Gene: e2f6
Product: E2F transcription factor 6
Exons: 9
Coding region: 169-1299 (376 amino acids)
Biological process (GO): regulation of transcription by RNA polymerase II
Cellular component (GO): RNA polymerase II transcription regulator complex
Molecular function (GO): RNA polymerase II cis-regulatory region sequence-specific DNA binding; DNA-binding transcription factor activity, RNA polymerase II-specific; protein dimerization activity
Source: RefSeq, a predicted model, not a curated record